Molecule: messenger RNA, 611 nt
Organism: Acipenser ruthenus (sterlet)
Lineage: Eukaryota; Metazoa; Chordata; Actinopteri; Acipenseriformes; Acipenseridae
Product: SH3 domain-binding glutamic acid-rich-like protein 3
Exons: 3
Coding region: 143-499 (118 amino acids)
Cellular component (GO): cytoplasm
Source: RefSeq, a predicted model, not a curated record
AACAGUGCCACCUACUGCACAAUCUGUCCAGCUGUGUACCAGCCGUUUAAUUGAGAAAACUGUACAUUACCUGGUACAGUCAACUUCAUGAGGCAAAUACUGAAAAUAUUCUGAUAAUUAAUUUAAUUUAUUAUUAAAAACAAUGUGUUUAUCUAUUCAAUUCAUUGGAACUAUUACAUUUAUUGGAACUAUUUUUCCUAUAGCGUUGUUGGUUUGCUGGAAUAACCGCGCUUGCAGGGGCUAUUACGACCCCCUACCCACAGUACAGAUAAGGUCAAUGCAGGCAGAGGUAACACGGAUUCUGGAAGCAUCCAAGAUACCAUUUGAGCUCAUCGAUAUUGCAUCUGGUGAGACACUGCUUGAAGAGAUGAGAAGCAAAACCAGUAACCCCACAGCUCUCCCUCCGCAGAUAUUCAACAACGACGUUUACUGUGGGGAUUACUACCAGCUGCACGAAGCAACUGAAAAUGGUGAACUUCUCCAGUUCCUAAGAUUAUAGCAAGUGAAAGGAUCAGCCCAGAAAGGGGAAGACGUGAAGUGCAGCUGGUUCUCAUUUACAAAACAAUCCAUCUUACAUGGUAUCGUUUGGCAUAACAAUGUUGUGAAACCAU